GGAAGAUCUCGACUUCAACUCUGUCUUCUGAUUGAGGGCACCAAUUGGCUUCGAGCUGAUGCUUCCUCUUGCUUCUCGCCCAACAUUUGGCUCAACAUGGUGUGCUCCUUGAAUCGGAGGCAUCGGCGUUCUGAGUUUUGCUGGGAUAGGGCUCGCUGCAGGAUGACGAAUUGCAGCUGUUUGACUGGCCGUCUUCUCCCCCGCGUUCGGGACCUGUUCCUGGUCUCGCUUGCUCAAGGCUGGACGCCCGUGCCACACACCUUCUUUUGUUAACUGACCAAUGACCUCCCAUUGCUCAACUGAGCGCCACACCUCUGGCCGUGUGGGCUGUUCCCGCCCUGCCGUUUCCAAGGCACGGAGAACGGAGGCAGCAACAAGGCGGACAACCGAGCGAUGUCAUCCAGCCCCAACCUUAUCUGCACAUAGCUCCUCUCUUCACUUCAUCUCGACAUCACCAUAGGUCUCUCAUUCUUCAACGACCCAUUCCGCCGUCUGUUUUGCGGUUCUCUCUCUCUCUCUUCCAUCACUAUCGAUAGCUGCGGGGACCUCGUGACAACACCUCGCUGGCCAUGUCAUAGGCCAAGGCGACGAUAAGCACCAUCCCUGUUGUCCCUCGGCGGACGGCAAGCAAUAGCUUCUUCCCACCGCCCAACCAUUCAACCCAACAGCGCCUAAAAUCCAUCGACAUCUCGAGUGUCAUCAUGUCAGACUCGGAAACGACGCCGUUUCUGGCUGCGUUGAGCAGUCCGAAAGCCGCCGAUCCCGAUGCGCGAGUGAUGGACGAACAAUCAGAAUCAACACCUUUAUUAUCGUCAAGCGCAACUCGGCGCUACGAUGGCGAGAAUGAUGACGUACGAGACGAGACAGCAUCUGUUGCUGCUGGCGAGACGGACGCCGUCUCGGUCAAAUCGACAAAAGACAGAUCAAUACCGAAGCCUUCACUGAUCGCUGUGAUUGUACUGUCACUCUUUGCGCUUGGGAUUAUGAUUGGGGCUUUCUUUGUGCCCGCCGCGGUGGAGGAGUACGCCAAACAAGCGAUUGUUCUUGAACCGACGAAUCUGUCGCUGGUGUCCAUCACGACCAACGGUGUACGGGCCAGAAUCCAGGCGAAUUUCCGCCUGGAUGCGCAGCGUGUGGAAAACGAACAUGUUAGACGGGUGGGCAAGACUGCUACAUGGCUGGUUGGAAGUAUCGGGACGGAGGAUACCAGGAUCAAUGUCUACCUGCCAGACUACGACAACAUCUUGCUGGGAAGUGCGGCAGUCCCUUCGAUGGAUGUUAGUAUCGCCAACGGCCAGAACAACGCGGUGGACUUUGUUGCCGAUCUCAUACCGGGCGACGCUGAGGGUAUCCGAACGAUUGCCAAUGAGUGGUUGGAAGGAAGGCUGGAUACGGUUCGGGUGCUGGGAAAGGCUGAUAUUCAGCUGAGGGCGGGAAUGAUUCCUCUCGGAACGCACUCUAUUGCUGAGUCGUUGACACUUGAAGGCCACGACAUGCCCCAGCUGCCCGCUUAUAACAUCACCAAGCUUAACUUUAAAGAGAUUCCCGUGCUUGAGCGAAGCACGUCACACGCUGAGCGGUGGGCCAUGGGUGUGGAGGUCACCAUCAAAGCCUUUAACGAGUACCCAAUCUCGGUCGAUAUCCCCGAGCUUGGAUUCGAGAUUCUUGUCCCCGGAUGUGGAACAAAUGACGCUCCCAUUGUCAUUGCGUCCGCCAUUACUCACCGCACCUCUGUCAAGUCCCGCUCCGAAGUUGCUGUCGAUGCCGAUGGUGUUGUCGACAAACUGCCUGAACCUUUGACUCGCGCUUGUCCCAACUCCAACUCUUCACCGCUCGAUUUGCUCUUCGCAAAGUUCCUUGGCAAUGAAACAACGACCGUGCUUGUUCGAGGCCGACAGAAGCCCGGCGGCGACACACCAGCCUGGCUUGCUGAUGUCUUGUCCAGCAUCACUGUGCCUGUGCCAUUCCCAGGACGAUCGUUUGAAAACAUGAUUCGCGACUUCUCCUUAACGGAUGUUCACUUCAAGAUGCCAGAUCCAGCAGCCGAGCCUGACGACCCCGAAUCCAACCCAAGAGUGUCGGGCACGAUUCGGGUCAUCGCAGGGCUUCCGGCGGAGAUGAACUUUUCUCUCAAUGUCACCAAUGUUCGGGCCAACGCCGACGUUUUCUACAAGAAGGACAAGCUUGGAGAGCUGAACCUCAAAGAGUGGCAACAAGCAAACUCGACCCAGUUCCCCGCUACUGAUGGCGGGGAGGCUACCCUCAAGAUUCAGUCUCGGAUUGUCGAUGCACCACUCAACGUGACAGACGCCGAUGUCAUGACUGAUGUGAUCGCAGCUUUGCUUUUCGGAGGAAAGGGUGUUGAGCUCGACAUCAACGCGCUCGUCGAUGUCCAGGUGCAGACAGUCCUCGGUGGCAUCGUUGUCAAGGGGGUGCCCGCCGAGGGUAAAAUCCCAGUUAAACCUCUUGGAAAGAACCUCCCCGGUCUUGCGGAACCCAAAGUUGGUAACAUUGAAAUUCUCGACACAACGCCUGAUUCGAUUUCACUCCGUGCUUUGGUCAACAUUACCAAUCCUACGCCUUAUACAGCACAUAUUCCUUUUAUCAGCAUUCGUUUUGAAAAGAACGGCACCACGCUGGGAGAAGCCCAGGCAGAGAAUCUUGACCUUGGUCUCGGAAACAACACCAACAUCCCCGUCUUUGCCAGGUGGAAUCCCAUCCUCGGCGGCAAGAAGGACGGUCCCAAAGUCGGCCGGGAGCUCAUCUCUCAGUAUCUGUCGGGGUACAACACCACCAUCACGAUCCGCACCCACGCUGGCACGAUCCCCUCUCUCCCCUCCUUGGGGGCGUCGCUCUCGAGAUUAAACUUUACGCUCGACGCACCGAAGCUUUCUCUGCCCGGCAAGUCGGAAGACGACAAGACGCACUUUAUUCGGGAUGCAACGUUUCACCUCUGGUCGUCGACGGCGCAGUUUACGCUUGUGAGCCCGCUGAAAAAGAAUAUGCUUUAUAUAGAGCAUGUCAACGCCACGGCGCUGUAUAACCAUACGGAAGUGAUCGGGACGAUUGUGUAUGACUUGCCGUUUGCGGCGCCGCCGGGGGAGAGCAAGACGCCGAGGUUGCCGGUGGCGUGGGAUUUGGACAGUGUGGGGUAUGAUAAGGUCGAGGAGGCGCUGGGGGGGAGGAUGAAGCUGGAUGCGAGGGCGGUGGUGGGGGUUAGGUUGGGGAGGUGGAGGGAGAAGGUUUGGUAUUGGGGGAGGGGGAUUGGGGCUGCGGUUAGGUUGUAAUUUUCGGAGGAGGAUGGUUUGAUUUGCAUAUUUGGGAAGGGACUGGGAUGGCGUUUGGCUUUUGUGGAGUUAUGUAACUGGGGGGGCUAUGAAGGGUUUGCUUGAUUUGGGGACACGAUGAGACGACAGGGAGAGUAAGUACAGGAUGGAUAUCAGACCUACAAUGAGUAUCAGGGGGUGUAUAUGGAUUGGGUUCGGAGUACACAGUUGUCUUUCUCUUUGCUUUUUUAGGGAUACAAUGGCAUGAAUACAGAGCAGUCCUUUCCUUUGAUCACACCCCA
Messenger RNA from Podospora bellae-mahoneyi, 3568 nucleotides. RefSeq lists its product as uncharacterized. Gene Ontology annotation, cellular component: fungal-type vacuole membrane. The transcript has 3 exons. The record is from RefSeq and is a predicted model, not a curated record. The coding region runs from base 702 to 3287 and encodes 861 amino acids. Lineage: Eukaryota; Fungi; Ascomycota; Sordariomycetes; Sordariales; Podosporaceae.